This is a messenger RNA of Lethenteron reissneri (Far Eastern brook lamprey), 1523 nucleotides long. RefSeq names its product sphingomyelin phosphodiesterase 2 (gene SMPD2). Lineage: Eukaryota; Metazoa; Chordata; Hyperoartia; Petromyzontiformes; Petromyzontidae. The record is from RefSeq and is a predicted model, not a curated record. Gene Ontology annotation, molecular function: sphingomyelin phosphodiesterase activity.
AUGGGUCAAAGCGAGGUCGUGGGCGUGGCUUCCCCGGACCCGGAAGCGCGUGGCAGUGCCGGCUCCGUGGCGACCCAGGGCGCGGCGAGGGCACUUGGUUCGACUCGACAUCCACUAACCAAACGACCAGCAGCAGCAGCACCACCAAGGCAACGAGACGAAGCUCGCAGCAGCAUGCAUUCGGACAAGUCCUGCAUCCGCCUGAGGGUCCUCACUCUUAACUGCUGGGGCAUUCGGUACCUAAGCAAGCAGUGCAGCGAACGCUAUGACCUCCUGCAGAAGCGCCUACUCGCCGAAAAGUACGACAUCGUGAUGCUGCAGGAGGUGUGGAGUGAGAAAGAUUACUUGCAAAUAAAGGACAGCACCAGGGAGACCUACCCACACUCGCAUUACUUCAGGAGUGGAGUCAUUGGGAGUGGCCUGUGCAUCCUCUCCAAACACCCGCUCGUGGACACCCUGCUUUUCAAGUAUUCCGUCAACGGCUACCCAUACAUGGUGAACCAUGGAGACUGGUUUGGAGGCAAAGCCGUUGGCUUGGCUGUGAUUGACAUUGGAGGAAUCACCGUCAACACUUACAUCACACAUCUGCAUGCAGAGUACAACCGCGAGAAGGAUGCCUACCACCCACACCGCGUGCUGCAGGCCUGGGAGCUUGCCCAAGUCAUCCGUCACACAUCGCACGUGGCCAAUGUGGUUCUCCUUGGAGGAGACCUCAACAUGCACCCGGGGGACCUGGGAAAUCGGUUGCUACGCUCGGUGGCCGGCCUCACCGACUCGUAUGAGAAGGCCCAAAAAUACGAGGGGCCACAGGAUGGGUGCACGCUGCUGCCUCAGAACUGCUUUACCUGCAAAAAUGAGCUGGCUACCUUUCCAAAUGGAAUUCGCAUCGACUACAUUUUGUACAAGGGUGUGGCCGGGUUUUCCAUGAGCUGUGAAGCCGUCCACACGACCACAGGGAUAAGCAUCGAUGGACAGGGGUUGCCUCUCUCGGACCACGAGUCUGUGACUGCCACCCUGCUCAUAAAAAUUCCCGAUCCCAAACUCGCCAAGCCAUCUCCACUAGCCGAAAGCUCAGAGGAGCAGGAAGUGCUGGAGGAGGCGCGUGCAGAAGUGGCACGGGGCUUCCGCCACGCAGAGCGCCGCCGCACUCUGUCAGCGCAGCUGGGCUCGCUGUCCGGUGGGCUGCUGCUCCUCCAGGUGGUGGCGCUGGUGGCCUCCACCCUGCGAUGGAUGCUCAUCUCGGGCUCCCAGCCGGACGACCCUGGACUCUCGUCAACGCUCUUUUGCUCGUCGGAGUUGGGCAUGUGCGCGCUGGCCACCGCGGUCGUCGCACUCGUCAUGUACAUUCUCUUCUCGGCCGAGAGCAAGGCCCUGCGCGGUGCCGAAGAGGAGAUCAAGACCAAGAUGAAUCGGAGGGGGGCUGAUCCGUAAGGCCUGAAAUUUUGUGAUGAAGUAAAAACACAUUGCCGAACGAUGUAGCGGGUUGCGUACUCGCGGCUGAACCUGCCUCGUAUUUAAAACAA